CUUCCACCGUGCACCCGCUUCCUCAAUCUUGCUUCCGCUCCCCAUCCUACGGCCCGGCCUCUUAUUAAACCACUUCGAUUCCUUUCCCGGCCUUCCGCAACACCUCUUCACUUCUUGUUGUCUUUCGGCUCUAUUUCAUUCUUUCCUUCCAGAGCCUGCUAAUCACUUUCUGUCGCUCCUUCUCUCGCCCGCCUGGUUGGGCGCAUUCAAGACUCUGUUUUCCCGCCUGCAAUCGCGUGCUCUCACAAUGGACGCGCUCAAGUCUCUUCCUCUACCGACUCUCGAUCGACCUUUCGGCAUCGAACUAUGGCCUAUCUUCGCUAAAGGCUACCAGGCCAUCUUUGGCUACUCUCCUGACGACUUCAAGUUUGAACAAGGCGAGACGCCCAUGUCGACUUUCAAAGAGACGGUUAUUGCAUUGGUCUCCUACUAUAUCAUAAUCUUUGGCGGACGGGAACUGAUGAAACACCGCCAACCCUUCGUCCUCAACGGCCCUUUCAUGAUUCACAAUCUCUAUUUGACCCUCAUCAGCGGUGGUCUUCUGGCGCUCUUCAUCGAACAACUUUUGCCUGAAGUGGUCCGAAACGGCAUUUUCCACGCCGUCUGUAGCUACAACGGUGGUUGGACCGAUCGAUUGGUUAUGCUCUACUACAUGAACUACCUAACCAAAUACCUCGAACUCAUCGAUACUAUCUUUCUCGUCCUCAAGAAGAAGCCACUCACUUUCCUCCACACUUAUCACCAUGGCGCGACCGCUCUCCUCUGCUACACGCAACUCGUUGGCCACACUGCUGUUUCUUGGGUGCCUAUCACGUUGAACUUGACGGUCCACGUCGUCAUGUAUUGGUAUUACUUCCAAGCUGCCCGUGGUGUCCGCAUCUGGUGGAAGAAAUACAUCACCAUGCUCCAAAUCAUCCAGUUCGUCAUCGACCUGUUCUUCGUCUACUUCGCUUCCUACACCUACUUCGCCAACAGCUAUUUCCCCUGGGCGCCAAACUACGGUACCUGUGCAGGAGAAGAGUUUGCCGCCUUCGCUGGCAUGGGAAUCCUUAGUUCUUAUCUGUUGCUCUUCAUUUCCUUUUACUUCGCGACCUACAGAAAGCAGAGCGCUACAGGAAGACCUAGGAGGAAUACUGGAAAGGAAGCUCUGAUUGCCAUGAAGGAUCUUCCUCUCCCAGACCCGCACACGAUUCCUUCAGACGAGAAGAGGAGUAACGGUGCUAUCGCCACCGGCCGAGCGAAUGGCCCAACUACAAGAUCCCGAAAGGCUUAGGAAGCUGAUGUGGAUGACCGUUUCAGUGAUGAGAUGUUUCCAUCAUUUACGAAGGUCGAAAAAGACAACAAUCCAGAGAUUCGAAGCAGUGAAGAUUACGUCCGGCAACAGUUGGACUCUGUUUCAUCAGAUCUCUCAAAGUACGUUUGCAUGGAUCCUGAUUGUGGGUAGACAUGAUCUAUGCAGCACGAAUAGACAGCUUGGAUCACCUCUGGUCACGUUAAAGAGGUUGGGCCAUCAAAAGGGCCAAGGUCCUUAGACGAAGAAAGGGAAUCGAGGUGCGAAGUCUGUUGGUUGAGGUUGCGACGUGUACAAACAUUGGCGUCAAAGAUGUCGAGAGCAUUGCUGGACUUUAGGACCGGGUUCAGCGGUGCGUCCUCCAUCUCGGGUUACAUUUUUGCAUCUGUGUAACUACAUGCAUACUCACUAUUAAUACAUGAAAAGUAAUGUGGAGGCAAUGCCGUUAUAGCAGGAGAAACAAAAAGAUCGAAAAAGUCAAACAUCACAUCUUGUUCUAUGUCGGUAUCGAAACCUGUGCCCGUACCGCCUACAUUUGCC
Messenger RNA from Exophiala xenobiotica, 1831 nucleotides. RefSeq lists its product as uncharacterized. NCBI's taxonomy places the organism in Eukaryota, Fungi, Ascomycota, Eurotiomycetes, Chaetothyriales, Herpotrichiellaceae. The record is from RefSeq and is a predicted model, not a curated record. Gene Ontology annotation, cellular component: endoplasmic reticulum membrane. Gene Ontology annotation, molecular function: fatty acid elongase activity. Gene Ontology annotation, biological process: fatty acid elongation, polyunsaturated fatty acid; fatty acid elongation, saturated fatty acid; fatty acid elongation, monounsaturated fatty acid. Bases 248 to 1273 code for a protein of 341 amino acids. The transcript is spliced from 3 exons.